Messenger RNA from Caenorhabditis remanei, 846 nucleotides. RefSeq lists its product as uncharacterized. The transcript has 3 exons. The coding region runs from base 1 to 846 and encodes 281 amino acids. Lineage: Eukaryota; Metazoa; Nematoda; Chromadorea; Rhabditida; Rhabditidae. The record is from RefSeq and is a predicted model, not a curated record.
AUGGCAGAAAUGGAAAAAGAGAUGCUCAUUGAAAUUGGAUUGGAUGGAAACGAAUCAAGCAAUGACAAUCUUCGGUUCAAGUUGAUAUCUCCACACGAGUUGGAUCGACAAGACGUUUUAGCUGCUCAUCACAAAAUGGAAAAGGCUUAUGCGCUUCACAAAUAUCGAAAAUGGACAGUUAAAACACCGAAGCCAUCGUAUGAAGAACGAAUCAGGGAUGAUAUCAAAGAAAUGAGAAGGAAUGGGGAAGAUCCAGCUGACUACUACAUAUUGGAGCCAGGGUUUGAGGAAAUGCCUGAAAAUCUAGAGCCAGACCGAAAAUCUAAAAGUGGAGACGUUUCAAUAGAACAAUCUCCAGAAUUUGUGCAUCAAAGAGAUGAAAUUUCAGAAGAGGAAGACUUGGAAGAAGAAGAGGAACAUCCUACAAACCUCAACAACGUGCAAAUUCUUCUGUACAGAAUUCUGGAAGACGAGCAAGAUGCACCUAUUGAUUCAUGCAUCGGUCAGCAAACUAAUGUUAUCAUGAAAUGUAUCCGAUGGUGGAUAGGACAAACGCCGCAGUUGAUAUUCCAUUCGUAUCGGGCAACCCAUUCGGUUCAGAAGACAUCGGAGAGUUAUGAGAAGAAGAACCGCCGUACAAUCGAUGGAACUGAUAAAUACGAUGACUUCGAUCCAGAUAGUUUCCAAAAUAUAGAUAUCGAUCAAGAAGAAGACUUGGCGGCUUCAGAAAUUGAUACGGUAGAGAUGUUCUAUGAAGAUGAACAUGACGCAGAACCAUCUGCAUUGGGACGUAAAAAUGACGGUGUCAAAGUCCAAAACGUUGGUCAACGAGAGUUUCAAGUAUAG